Messenger RNA from Oncorhynchus keta (chum salmon), 2585 nucleotides. Its product is annotated as unconventional myosin-XV-like. The record is from RefSeq and is a predicted model, not a curated record. Bases 221 to 1579 code for a protein of 452 amino acids. Lineage: Eukaryota; Metazoa; Chordata; Actinopteri; Salmoniformes; Salmonidae. The transcript has 11 exons. Gene Ontology annotation, cellular component: cytoskeleton.
UGGACAGUUGGUGGUGUUGUGUUGAAGGCGUCUGUGUGAUGUGUGUGUUCUCCCUCUCUCCAGCUGAUUGGACAGUUGGUGGUGUUGUGUUGAAGGCGUCUGUGUGAUGUGUGUGUUCUCCCUCUCUCCAGCUGAUUGGACAGUUGGUGGUGUUGUGUUGAAGGCGUCUGUGUGAUGUGUGUGUUCUCCCUCUCUCCAGCUGAUUGGACAGUUUGGUCUGAUGAAGGAUGAAGCCUACUGUCAAAUCCUCAAACAGAUUACAGGAAACACCAGCUCUAAACCGGACAGUUGUCAGCGUGGCUGGAGGUUGCUUUACAUCCUGACUGCGUUCCAUCGCUGCUCUGAGGUCCUGAAGCCCUUCCUGUUGAAGUUCCUACAGAACGCCUCCCUCAGUCAGGGAGUAGUGUUCCAGGGCAUAUCAAAGGCUUGUGAGCAGAACCUGAGGAAGACCUAUCGGUACGGAGGACGCAUCAUUCCUCCCAGCAGUAUGGAACUGAAAGCUACGGUGGCGGGGAGGAGCUCCAAGCGACAACUGUUCCUAUUCCCAGGCGGCAUCGAACGACACCUGAAGAUCAAGACGUGCUCUGUGGCGCUGGACGUGAUAGAGGAGCUGUGUUACGAGAUGGGUCUACACAGACUGGAGGCCGUUGACGAGUACGCUGUCUUCCUGGUCACGAAAAGAGGUGAGAAUGUCCGUCCCCUCAAUAAGAGGGAGUACAUCCUGGACAUUGCUACGGAGGCGGAGCCAGUGGACUGUAACUACAGCCUGUGGUUCAGGAGGGUCAUCUGGACACAGACGCUCAAAUUUGACAACGAGCUCUGUGUCACCAUGCAUUAUAACCAGGUGCUUCCAGACUACCGUAAGGGCUUGAUGAACAUCCUGCCCAGAGGUAAAGUCUCUGAACAGCUGUUCCUCCAGAUCUCUAAACUAUCAGCUCUGCAACACAGAGCCAAGGACAUGAUGUUCAUACCCAGCAUCCAUGAGUUGUCAGAGUACAUCCCCCCUUCUGUUUGGGAAGCAGCCUCCCCAGGCAUGGGUCACCAUGGUAACUCAGCACGUGCAGCAGGUCCAGACCCUCAACCCGCACCAGGCCAAAGCUCAGUUUCUGGGUCUGGUCAGUGCAUUCCCCAUGUUUGGCUCCUCCUUCUUCUACGUCCAGUCCAGCAGCAGUGGCUCCAUCUACGCUCCCUGUAUCCUGGCUGUCAAUCAAAAUGGACUGCACUUUCUCAACAAGGACACUCACGAGCUGCAGACAGUGGUCCCCCUGGCGGAGGUUCAGUCUACCCGCACCCAGAGACCCUCGUCCGGGACCAGCUACCCCUACGUAGACCUCACUCUGGGAGAUCUGACCACUCACAGAGUCACGCAGAUACAGCUCAAACAGGGAUUGGAGCUGUGUCGUGUCAUUGCCAUGCACGUGGAGAACAUGCUGUCAGUCAGGGAGAAGAGAUUCACCCUGCCACCCAGCGAGGUCACUGUGUUAUAAGACACUGUCUGUCUGUCAGGGAGAAGAGAUUCACCCUGCCACCCAGAGAGAAGAGACGCACCCUGCCACCCAGAGAGGUCACUGUGUUAUAAGACACUGUCUGUCUGUCAGGGAGAAGAGAUUCACCCUGCCACCCAGAGAGAAGAGACGCACCCUGCCACCCAGAGAGGUCACUGUGUUAUAAGAUACUGUCUGUCUGUCUCUAAGGGAGAAGAGACUCACCCUGCCACCCAGAGAGGUCACUGUGUUAUAAGACACUGUCUGUCUCUCAGGGAGAAGAGAUUCACCCUGCCACCCAGGGAGGUCACUGUGUUAUAAGACACUGUCUGUCUGUCUGUCUCUCAGGGAGAAGAGACUCACCCUGCCACCCAGAGAGAAGAGACUCACCCUGCCACCCAGCGAGGUCACUGUGUUAUAAGACACUGUCUGUCUGUCAGGGAGAAGAGAUUCACCCUGCCACCCAGGGAGGUCACUGUGUUAUAAGACACUGUCUGUCUGUCUGUCUCUCAGGGAGAAGAGACUCACCCUGCCACCCAGAGAGAAGAGACUCACCCUGCCACCCAGCGAGGUCACUGUGUUAUAAGACACUGUCUGUCUGUCUGUCUCUCAGGGAGAAGAGACUCACCCUGCCACCCAGAGAGAAGAGAUUCACCCUGCCACCCAGAGAGGUCACUGUGUUAUAAGACACUGUCUGUCUCUCAGGGAGAAGAGAUUCACCCUGCCACCCAGAGAGAAGAGACUCACCCUGCCACCCAGAGAGAAGAGAUUCACCCUGCCACCCAGAGAGAAGAGAUUCACCCUGCCACCCAGAGAGAAGAGACUCACCCUGCCACCCAGAGAGAAGAGAUUCACCCUGCCACCCAGAGAGAAGAGAUUCACCCUGCCACCCAGAGAGAAGAGAUUCACCCUGCCACCCAGAGAGAAGAGAUUCACCCUGCCACCCAGAGAGAAGAGAUUCACCCUGCCACCCAGAGAGAAGAGAUUCACCCUGCCACCCAGAGAGAAGAGAUUCACCCUGCCACCCAGAGAGAAGAGAUUCACCCUGCCACCCAGAGAGUUCACUGUAAAACCAUAAAACAAGUGACAUGUUUACAAACU